AUGGAGCCUCACAAUAUACCUGCGGUUACAUCACCACCAUCAACAACCCCCUUUAGAGAAAGCGAUUCGGUGCAUCAUGAGGCGGGAACACCACGAACUUCCCAAUCCGUGUGGUCUCAGGGUAAUGAUGCGUCUGCUCAUUUGAAAACGCAAAAUGAGUACCGCAUCAAGGUCAAACAGCGUCAACAAAUUCUGGAUAGAAUCAACAUCGAUAGCAUACUUCCGCAUCUUAGCAGUAUUUCCGUGCACGAGCUCGAGGCAAAAUUAUCGGUACUGGAACGUCAGUACGAAUCAUUUCACCAUCUACAAUCAGAAUUGGAGCUAAUGAACGAUGAAGAACUCAAUCAACCACAUCGGGAUACAUUCGAUGAAUCCUUUUGUGCAGCGAAGGCAAUCAUAGUGCAGCGCAUAAAUGUGCUUAACUCCGCACGCCGAGAAACUAUAUUCAACAGCACAGCGAUUGCAUCUCCGUCACAUCGAGUCAACCUUCCGAAACUUCAACUCACGAAAUUCAAUGCCAGUAUUUCCGUGCACGAGCUCGAGGCAAAAUUAUCGGUACUGGAACGUCAGUGCGAAUCAUUUCACCAUCUACAAUCAGAAUUGGAGCUAAUGAACGAUGAAGAACUCAAUCAACCACAUCGGGAUACAUUCGAUGAAUCCUUUUGUGCAGCGAAGGCAAUCAUAGUGCAGCGCAUAAAUGUGCUUAACUCCGCACGCCGAGAAACUAUAUUCAACAGCACAGCGAUUGCAUCUCCGUCACAUCGAGUCAACCUUCCGAAACUUCAACUCACGAAAUUCAAUGGUCAUCAUCGAAAUUGGAUGGAUUUUUACAACAUGUUUUUAGCGCUCGUUCACAACAACAGCCAAUUAGCAAACAUCGAGAAGUUUCAGUACCUCCGAUCAUGUCUCGUCGACUCAGCAGCUAGCCUCAUACAAUCGUUUGAGGUGACCGAUGAAAAUUAUAUUAAGGCGUUGGAUCUGUUACAGUCUAGAUAUGGAAACAAGCGGCUAAUUUUCCAAGCUCAUAUCCAACAUAUUUUCGAAGUACAGGGAGAAACAAGGUCGAAUGCAUCAUCGAUGAGGGCGUUCAUAGACGUCGUCAAUACCAACUUACGAGCUGUGCAAUCACUAGCUUCAAAUCAGCAAGUAUCAGAUGGCAUACUCUUGCAUCUGGUAUCCUCAAAGCUCAAUACAGACACGAAGGCCAAGUGGGAGGAAGAGGUUACCCACUUGUUUGAUCAGCGAUCAACUGCCAUGAGUUUUCAACUGCCCACUUGGGAGGACUUAGCAAAAUUCUUAGAACGUCGUUGUCAAAUUGCAGAUAUUUUGAAAGCCGGGCAGCCUAAAACACUCGUACCAAGAACUCAGCUAACAACACAUAGGCACAACAAACGUGACGAAAAAUGGGCCAUGGUGAGUACCAAACAAGCAAAGUGUGAAUUUUGCAAUGCGGUUCCCCAUCAUAAUGCCUUCAAAUGCGACACGUUCCGUGACAUGGAUCCACUUGCAAGAUAUAACUGUGUGAAAGGACUAAACUUGUGCUUGAAUUGCCUUGGAUCAGGUCAUAAAUCGAAUGAUUGUCCUUCAGUCCAUCGCUGUAAACACUGCAAUGUAAAACAUCAUACACUAUUACAUCGAAAUGAUUCCCCCAUUACCAACAUAUCACCAAGAGCAGGUUUGCUCUCAUCAUCUGCUCUUAAGGUGAGUCUCGAUCAAUCAGAAGUUAUUCUUGGAACAGCAAUUAUUCAUGUUUUUAAUUCUCGGGGAGUGAGCAUCCGAGCUCGCGCUCUGCUAGAUUCCGGAUCUCAACUGCAUUUCAUCACGGAGAAAUUGGCACAACAUUUAAGAGUAACUCGAAAGGGCGUAGAUAUCGACGUCAGUGGAAUAGGUCAAAGGAGAGCAAAGGCACAACAUUUAUGUUGCAUAACGAUUAAAUCUCUAACCGAAGAGUAUAGUGCUACCAUUGAUGCACUAAUCAUACCAUCCAUUACGUCUUGUCAACCUAGUCGUCGCAUCGAUCAGGCAACCAUUUCGAUUCCAGAUACCAUUUCCAUCGCUGAUCCGACAUUCAACAUACCAGGACAGAUUGACAUACUCAUUGGAGCAGGAUUAUUUUUUGAGAUACUUAGUGCAAUUCCUGCGCACGUAACAUCAGCAGCUGAUCCAUCACCUCCAUACAAAGCAUUCACAUCAGUCACAUCAGAGUCCAUUUUAGAUAAGCUCCUGGAAUGGUUUUGGGCAAUCGAAGACAUUCCAGCAUCGUCAUCGUCGACUCUAUCAUCGGAUGAGCUCGAAUGUGAAUCCUAUUUCAGCUCUACUACUCACAGGUGUCCCGUUACCAAUAAGUUCAUUGUUCGCCUUCCAUUUCGUGAAGAACCGCAUCACCUGGGUGCUUCAGAAGAAACCGCAGGCAAAAGAAUGUUUUCGUUAGAAUCCAAACUGAAUCAAAACUCAAAUCUUCGCAGAGAUUACAAUGAGUUCAUGGAAGAAUAUAUCGAUAUGAAGCAUAUGAUUCCAGUUAAUUUAGAAUAUUCACCAAGAAAUCGCCUAAACUAUAUUCCCCACCACGGGGUCACAAAACUUGAUAGCUCGACUACUAAGCUGCGGGUAGUCUUUGACGCCUCCUGCAAAACCUCAAAUGGAUAUUGCCUAAACGACAUGUUGAGAGUUGGUCCCCAGCUACAAGAUACGAUAUUCACAAUUUUGACCCGAUUCAGAAGACACAAAUAUGUCAUCAUGGCUGACAUUGCGAAAAUGUAUAGGCAAAUCUGGGUCGACGAACGAGAUACCCAAUGGCAAUGCAUUUUCUGGCGUCCUACCUCUCAACAACCACUUACCACAUAUCAGCUACAAACAGUUACUUAUGGUACUAGUUGCGCACCGUACCUUGCGGUAAAAUGUCUACAACAGCUGGCAAUUGACGAAGCGAAAACUUACCCAAUCGGAUCAAAGGUAACACUAAGCGACUUCUAUGUAGACAAUUUAAUAAGCGGCGCAGCUAGUAUCGGCGAGGUCAUCGAAAUCAAAAAUCAAACCAUAAACUUACUGAAUUGCGCGGGAUUUCCUUUACGAAAAUUUGCAUCGAACGCAUCCGAAAUUGUUGCCGAUAUUUUACCAGAAGACAAAGAAGAGACAAUUCGUUUCCAUGACACUGAGUUUGUAAAAACGUUAGGGUUAAAAUGGUCACCAGUUGAGGAUUGCUUUCUAUUUCAUUUGGUAGCGGAUAAUAGCGUUAAAACUACAAAGCGUUCAAUUCUAUCAAAGUUGGCAAGUUUUUUUGAUCCGAUAGGUCUCCUCAAUCCUCUGAUUGUAACAUGCAAAAUUUUGAUGCAACAACUGUGGAAGCUGAAGUCGCCAUGGGAUGAUGAGGUCCCACCCGGGAUCAAGGUUCAUUGGGAACUAUUCAAUAAACAACUACCGCUUUUACAAACAUUAAAAAUACCCAGAUGCAAGCACUAA
This is a messenger RNA of Anastrepha obliqua, 3459 nucleotides long. RefSeq lists its product as uncharacterized. Bases 1 to 3459 code for a protein of 1152 amino acids. NCBI's taxonomy places the organism in Eukaryota, Metazoa, Arthropoda, Insecta, Diptera, Tephritidae. The transcript has 4 exons. Gene Ontology annotation, molecular function: nucleic acid binding; zinc ion binding. The record is from RefSeq and is a predicted model, not a curated record.